Ornithodoros turicata is the source of this 3061-nucleotide messenger RNA. RefSeq lists its product as uncharacterized. The transcript is spliced from 2 exons. The coding region runs from base 1245 to 2699 and encodes 484 amino acids. The record is from RefSeq and is a predicted model, not a curated record. NCBI's taxonomy places the organism in Eukaryota, Metazoa, Arthropoda, Arachnida, Ixodida, Argasidae.
AAAAAUGGUCCCGGAAAAAAUGGUCCCGGAAGAAAUGGUCCCGGAAGGAAUGGUCCCGGAAGAAAUGGUCCCAGGCGGAGAGGGCGGAAAAAAUGGUCCCGACUUCUUUUUUUAAGGUCUUCCGCUUGGAAUCCCACUUCCACUUCAGUACACAUUCGUCAUGUGGUCUAUAUUGAUCAGUGCGUAUUUUAACGAUGUAAGAGCAUUUUAGGCUCGCUAAGUGCGAUUAUUUGAAGCGGAGCCAAAUUCACAAUGUUGUAUGAGAUCGCAAUACAGGGUAUAGGACCUUUCGGUGCAUGACAUUUUGCUGCACAUCCGCUGCACAUUUCGGAGCACGGACGUCUCGGUGCACGGACAUUCCAGAGCUCGGACAUUUCGGUGCACGGAUAUCUCGGUGCAAAGUCGUUUCGCCGUGUAUCCGCUUUAGGCGCAACUGCGUGUGUCCGUGGGCAGUGAGAGGGGCGCGGUUACACGGUCGAAUAUGGACUACUUCAUUAACCCCAUACACCCCGAUAGUUCGCCCUCGGCCGACUUCUCUCAGUGUCAUUUAAUGUAAUCUUUGCUAGGCGGCAUUCUUUCGCGUGUUUUCGCUUUUGUUUGCGAGAGUUAAAACCACCUGCCUCUGUGGGAUUGGUGUCCGUCUCCUUAGAGCUACACGGGGACUAACUAUAGUCCAACUUCGGAGUCACGUGGUUACGAGAUUCGGUUCCUGUCAACGGCAGAGGCCCAUCCAUUCCUAUCAUUCUUUUUUAUUUCCUUUUUUUUUGGGGGGGGGGGUCGAAAAGACCUUUUGUCGUAGCGGCCAGCACACGUGUUCUGGUACAAAUAGCUACGUUGGGACAGUUUGUUCCCCCACGAAAAAAGUAAAAGAAUGCCACAGAAAGCAUUGACCACGGACACUUGAAAAUCCGGACAAAAAACGCAAUGAGGGCGUUGAGUCACCUUAAACGCUUUCAGGUUGCUGUAAGUGGAAUCUCCUUUACAUGCUUCUUUGUCCUGGGUUUUCGUGCUUUGAUGUAUUCUAAACUUUCAUGUGGGGCUACUGUUCCGCUGACUCUGACCCCGGCCGUCGGGUUACUGACCCUGUUUGUUCUCGGAAAUGUGGUGGAAGGAAAUGAGCUAUUCUUGCAUCCGUCGGUAUAUAUUUGGGGUUAGCAAAUGUUUCUGGACAGUUAGAGUCUUGGAGCACCGAGAGACAUCGUUUCAUCUCCAGUCCAACUGAUUUCUGACCCGUGUUUCCAAGCAUGGAAAUUUUAGAGUCCAACAAAGGAGGUGACAAACUGUGCGUGGGUGGUUACCUGUAUACGAAACACAAGCCAGUGGCCUCGGGGACCCGCUGGCGCUGUGUCAGGCGGCGCACUGGUUGCAAAGGAGCUGUGGUGUGCAGUGGAGAGGGUGGAGACGAUUGCAGGGUGAGCGCAUCUCACGACCAUCCACCCGACAGCGGCGCCGUCAACAUUGCCAAGGCUCGGUGCAGGAUGAAGAACAUGGCGAUGUCAUCGACAGAACGGCCAGCUGCAAUUGUUGCUCAAGCCACCGUGUGCCUUACUGCUGGGGAGAAGACAUUGCUCAUAUGCGAAGACAGCCUGAAGCGAUGUGUUCGUGCUCAGAGGUCUUCGAUUUAUCCACCUCAACCAGCGUCCCUCCGUGAGCUUAUAAUCGAUGGUGACUGGGCAUUGACGAGUGGCUCCACCCCAGAACGUUUCUUGAUCUAUGACAACGGACCCGACGCGGAGAACCGACUCGUUGUGUUCGCGGCAGUAAGUGGGCUCAGGCUUUUAAGUGAGAGCACGUUAUGGUUCAUGGACGGGAACUUCGAUGUUGCCCCGAAGCUAUUCAAACAGCUUUAUUUCAUUUUAGUUCCUCUUGGAGACAGCGCUGUAUCAGUUGUGUACGCUUUCAUGACGUCAAAAACGCAGGAAGCGUAUGAGGAACUUUUUCAAGCCGUCGUCGAUGCGUGCAGUGCCCAGGGUAUGAUGCCCUCACCAGAUGUUGUCAUCACGGACUUCGAAAAAGGCGCCAUGAACGCAGUGAAGGCCAUCUUGGGUGAAGAACUACAAACAAGAGGCUGCUUCUUUCACUUAUGUCAAAGUACGUACUCAAAGAUCCAGCAACUGGGACUGGCUUCGAGGUAUCAAGACGACGAGGAUUUUCGUCACUUUAUCGGCAUGCUGGAUGGCCUGGCCUUCCUUCCCCUUGAUGACGUUGAGGCAGGGAUGAACUUCGUGAAGGCCGUCGCUCCAGAAGGGGUGGAAGCUGUUAUCGCAUACUUUGAUGAGACGUACGUGAACGGGACAUACCGACACGUUGGAAGACUAGACGAAAACCCCCGGAUUCGUCGCACACCACCUCGGUUUCCACCGGAAGUGUGGAACGUCCAUGAAGCUACAUUGGAAGGUGGCGCCAGAACGAACAACCACUCAGAGGCAUGGAAUAGAAGAUUCAGCAGUCUGGUAGGCCAUUCCCACCCCACAGUAUGGCGAGCAAUAGCCACACUGCGCCUGGAGCACUCAGCGGCAGAAGGAAAGAUGACGCAGUCACUAGCCGGCGCUCCACCCGCAAAGAGGCAAAGGACCACCACCCUACAGUUGCAGGAAAGGCUUCGACGUCUCUGCCAAGAUUUUGUAGACGACAGGAGGACUCUGGAAAGCUUUCUGAGGGGUGUGGGACACGCUGUGCGUUUGCGUGCUCGCACAUAAGUCGCGUGCUUCUAAGUUUCGGACAUGACUUGUUGUCGCACAAUAAAUGAGCGAGUUCGAAGUUUUUGGCACUGAGUUUGAAUGUAGUCUUUUUUUACUAAUUUUUAUUUCGUUAUACACUGUCGCUGGAAAUCAAAUUCACGAAAAAUGCAUCGUAUGGCUCUGCCGUACAACUUUCUAUUCACAACAGGCACAAAUUUUCAUUAAUUAAAAUAGUCAAUUACGGUAACUCAUAAAUGACUGCUCUGGCACUGAAUAACAAGUUGCGGCCGUCAUUAGUUUUGAUGGGAAAGCACUUGCCCGCGAAGCCUCAUGUGCACGGUUUCGGUUUCGAAUUUGCCUACCAGACGUCAUGGGUACGU